CGCUGCAACCGAGAAGGUGCUGGCCGUGCGGAGUUUUCUUCGAUCGCUGUGCACCCGUGCUCGCAGCGCUGCACUUUCGUUGCCACCGUUUGCGCAAUACUGUACACUGACACAUCACUGCAGCAGUGCGCGCACGCAUCGCUGCGUAACGUACUCAAUACCUGCAACCCCGAUCUCGCAUCGCUUGCACGGUGACACAUCACUGCAGUACUGGACGCGAUGCCAACACCACUACUCCUCCUCGCCCUGCAAGCCGCGGCCCUGCUCGCGCCACUGCCGACGCGCAGGAUAACGCGCUUGCAAGCCGCGAGCACGCGCCGCCGAGGCCUGCACCGGUCGCCGGAUUUAGAGCAGGACGGCUAUUUAGGAGUUGGAGACGGCCACGAGAUCUACUAUCAGGUAAAGACGCUCAAAAAGAAGUUUGGAGAACCGUUACCCACAGCGCUCUGGCUCCACGGCGGCCCCGGCGCGGGCUGCUAUCCGAACCACGCCCGCUUCUUCGACCCCGAGAAGUGGAGAGUAGUGUUGUUGGAUCAAAGAGGCUGCGGCAAGUCGAAAUACACCGGAGAGUGCUGGGAUGCUAAUGACACGCCGCGCUUAGUCCAUGAUCUCGAGUUACUGCGGGCGCACCUCAACGUCACGACAUGGGACUGCGUCCAGGGCGGCUCCUGGGGCUCGACGCUCGCCUUAGCCUAUGCCCAGUCCCACCCUUCUUCAGUGAGAUCCCUCGUGCUGCGGGGCGUGUGUUUGAUGCGACCCCUCGAGAUCGACUGGUUAUUUUCACCGAACGGCGGCGCCGCGUCGUUGGCUCCGAAAGGUUUCGAAGCGUUUCGGAAGCACGUUUCACUAGAAGAGGGCUGCGAUGAGAGAGCCGUGCUGCACGCCUACUACGAGCGGUUUGCAGAUCCGAAGACGCGGGACGCCGCAGCAAGAGCGUGGGCUAGCUGGGAGGGCGCCGCGUCGUCGAUCUCGCGACGGAGCGGCGUCGCCACCUUCUCUAAAGGGGAGUGGGCUUUUGAACAUUCACCAGAGUAUCAGGAGUACAUGGCGAAUAGAACGCGCGACAAGGUCGCUUCACUAGCGAAUCGGACGCAGUCGGAGGACUACUUCAACGGGACGACCGUGCCCGAGCUAGGGUCGACCGUCGAUAAAGCGCUCCCAAAGCCAAAACGCCAGCCGGCCCAACAAAUGCUCACGUGUGCGUAUUCCGUGAAGAACGGCUUCCUGCAUGAGGACUCGAUACUCGGUUCGAUCGACAAGAUAAGGGACAUCCCCUGCAUCGCGGUCCAGGGUUCAAAUGAUCCGAUCUGCCCGCCGCGGACGGCGUAUGAUCUCCAUAAGGCCUGGCCGGAGAUGGAACUGGUGCUCGUGGCGGGCGGCGGCCACUCGCAGUACGACCCGGACGUGCAGCACGAACUGUUGGAGGCCACCGAUAGGAUGCACGGGAGGCUCGCCCCGCCGGCGCCGACGCCAAAGCGCGGCGGAGGACGCCCGUCGACGCGACUCUACGCGACGGCCCGCGACGACGACUUCUCAGCUCUGACGGCGACGAAAACGCGGUUCGUCCUCGUGCAGACGCGCCAUCCGGGAAACGUCGGGGCGGCGGCGAGGGCGCUCUUGACGAUGGGCUUCGACGAACUGGUUUUGGUUGACCCCGCGGACCGCAAGAUCCUAAAUAGGCAGAAGGCUAUUGAUGGAGCGAGCGGCGCCCGCGGCAUCCUAGAGAAGGCAAAAAUCGAAGACAGCCUCGCCGCCGCUCUCGAAGGUUUUGAUUUGCGUUGCGCGACCGGCAUGCCAACGGACAUGGCCCGGUCCCGCUCGACACGAGUCUUCCGCGAGCCCCGAGAAUACUUCCAAGAGAUUGGCGAAGUCGGCUCCGUCGCGUUCGUCUUCGGCAACGAGCGCCUGGGCUUGGCCGAGGAGGACAUGGCGCUCUGCGACGUCGUCCUAGGGAUCCCGACGAACCCCGACUUCGGGUCGCUCAACCUGGCGUCGGCCGUCCAGCUCGUCGCCUACGACUGGCGGCAGGCGCUGGGCGGGUUUCCCUCGCGACAGCGCGGCGGAGGACGCCCGUCGACGCGCCUCUACGCGUCACCUAUUGACGAUGACCCCGCCGCGCCCGAAGACCUCGAGACGCGAGCGCCGGCUCCGCCCGACACCAUCCUCGCCUGGCGCGAGAGCGCCCAGCACCGCAUGGAGGAGCCCAUGGCCGUCCCCACGGAGUCCCUCACGUUCACGGAGGUGGGCGAGGUGACGGUGAGCUAGUAGCCUAAGUUGUAUGUGUAGUUACACGAGCGGGCGAAAUAGGCGAUCUUGUCGUCGACGACUUCGUCGACGGCCUUCAUGACCUUGUGGAAGCCGUGCCUGUGGGUGUACCGCUCGCGGCGCCUCAUCACUUGAGACUAGUGACCGAUACGCGAUUCGAACGCGUAACCUUCAGGACUGGAAUCUGACGCGCUGCCGUAGGCGAAGAUUUUGGUCGCGGAGGCCGAGGGGAAUAAUUUUCGGGGCCAAAUGAUGGAUGAGAGGUUUGAACGGUUUGACUCGUGCAGUCUGUGCGAGCAAAAGUACCACGGGGUUGUUUCGUGUGCGCUCGGGUGGGCGUGCUGGAAGACGUACGUGGGGCGACCGGAGGAGCACGGAGUUCGGAUAGCCGCGAUGAGGCUCCUUGGGAACGGUUUAUACGAGGCAAGACACCAUCAGGACGCAUUGUCCGUGAAAGAGACCGAGUUGUCUAUGCUGCGGCGCCUUGGCGCUCCAGAAACCAUUAUUCUCGCUGCGCAGGGCAAUCUCGCGAACACGUAUGCUCAAGUUGGACGGCUUGAACAGGCCUCACAGAUGGAACGAGCUAUAUACCGCGGACGUCUGAAGCUCAAUGGCGAGGAACAUGAAAUGACUGCCGUAGCAGCCAUCAACUAUGCGUCGUCCCUUAUUUUACUCAAGCGCUUUAGAGAAGCCAAAUCUCUACUGAGCAAGGCGACGCCAGUAGCGCGGCGCGCUCUCGGAGAAAAUCAUAUACGGACGUUAGAACUGAGAUGGAAUUACGCCACGACGCUCCAACAUGACGAUGACGCCACGCUCGACGAUCUCCGUGAGGCCGUGACGAAGCUGGAGGAGAUUGAACCGAUCGUUCGACGCGUGCUCGGCGGCGCGCACCCGACCACAACGGGGAUUGAAGACAAUUUACGAAUGGCGCGAGCCAAGCUUCUCAGGCUCGCGCAGAGUAAGAAUUAAA
Messenger RNA from Pelagomonas calceolata, 3235 nucleotides. NCBI's taxonomy places the organism in Eukaryota, Pelagophyceae, Pelagomonadales, Pelagomonadaceae. The record is from the annotation of a GenBank genome assembly.